GAACCUCCGACGAGAACGGACGUCUUCUCCGGGCUCCGCAAACCCCGGAGAACUGUACGUGAUCGUAGUAUAAACAUCGCCCCGCUCCGUCGGCCCGCCGCAGCACGCCCGCCGAGAGGCGGGUAGAGUCGGCCCUCCGAGGAAAAAAUGUCGACUCCCGCGCUCCCAUUACGCGGCUACGACCCUGAGGCGAUGGCGUGGGCUUCGGUUCCCACCACCGAUGACGCAAGCCCGACGGUUUUUCCGGAAAUUCGGAGUCAAGCUUUACUUCAAGCGGCUGCACGCCGCUUACAGGACAAAGCCGAGAUGGCGACGCCCGGCGACACCAUGGCCCCCGGCUCGUCGGUCGGAAAAAUGAAUGCUCCCGCGACACGCGCCACGGGAAGCAAGGGCAAGGCGUUCACGAAGUGGAAGCCGCGCCCAAUGCCCAAACCCGAUCCCGAAGACUACGUUAUAGUCCUCAAACCCCGAGAACGUGUUUCUCUUCACGAGGUGCUCACGGAAACCGGCUACGGAACCGCCAUCUCGGCGUACCUCGGACCGGAACGGGCCCGCGCCAUCUCCGUUCUGCCCUCGCGAGACCAAAACAUCAUCAUCGUGCAUACCCCGGACAUCGAGGCGGCCGACCGGCUCAUCGGGGAUUUUGCAGUCAACACUGAGAAGGACUCAAUCCCGCUUCAGGGUUAUUUGAGACAGGACGGCGGCAACACAUGCCACGGAGUGAUCGUGGUCCGUAACACGGACACCACCGAAACCCUUCAACACCGAGUGUGCUGGCGCGCCGGUACCAUUGUGGAAAUCCGAAAAUUCGGCACAUCCAACAAGGCACGCAUCACAAUCGCGGGUAGAGAGAAGCCCCGUUACGUGCAUUAUGACAACAUGGUCGUCUCUGUGCAAAACUAUUACAAAACUAUCCCGGCCUGCGGCCAGUGUGGGGCCGUCGGGCAUCGCGCGGAUGCAUGCCCAAACCUGCAGCCGAACACGUGUGGACUCUGCGGACUCCAAGCUCCGCUAGUGGAGGGGGUGCGGGCCCCUCAUAACUGUGUUCCCCGGUGUUCUGUGUGCGGUGGCGCCCAUGCCACCAACUCUCGCGACUGUGCGGCGAAAUUCCGCACACCCAAGAUGGCCGCCCAGACGGGAGGAAAAAAGAAUAUGGCGCCCAAGAAGAAAAGCCGCCAUCUUGGGCCUCCCGGCGACCAGUCUCGCCGAGAAACCUCUAACACCACGAAGCCAGCGCCACCUACCGGAGGUGCUGGAAAGCGACCGUCGACGGAGUCGCCACCACACGGCGGCCUGGAGAAAUGAGCGGCGGAGAAGCGUGGCAAGACCGGGUCCUGGGUCGACGCCGUCAAAAACGGAAAUCAGGAAAAUGCCCGCACUGUGCGGAGAAGUCUUCGGACAUCUUCCACAUGGUGUGGGCAUGCCAAUCAACCCCGAACCUCGUCCCAAAACCCAACCCCACCCGGGAGGACUGGGAGGCAGCCCUGCUCGAC
Molecule: messenger RNA, 1493 nt
Organism: Ixodes scapularis (black-legged tick)
Lineage: Eukaryota; Metazoa; Arthropoda; Arachnida; Ixodida; Ixodidae
Exons: 2
Coding region: 148-1305 (385 amino acids)
Molecular function (GO): zinc ion binding; nucleic acid binding
Source: RefSeq, a predicted model, not a curated record